Poecile atricapillus (Black-capped chickadee) is the source of this 705-nucleotide messenger RNA. Its product is annotated as carnitine O-palmitoyltransferase 1, liver isoform-like. NCBI's taxonomy places the organism in Eukaryota, Metazoa, Chordata, Aves, Passeriformes, Paridae. Bases 7 to 621 code for a protein of 204 amino acids. Gene Ontology annotation, biological process: carnitine metabolic process; fatty acid metabolic process. The transcript is spliced from 5 exons. The record is from RefSeq and is a predicted model, not a curated record. Gene Ontology annotation, cellular component: mitochondrion. Gene Ontology annotation, molecular function: carnitine O-palmitoyltransferase activity.
GGGUCCAUGGGAUCCAUGGAUUCCAUCCCGCAGGACAAGGGCUCCUUCUGCCUGACGUACGAGGCCUCCAUGACGCGGCUGUUCCGCGAGGGCCGCACCGAGACCGUGCGCUCCUGCACCUGCGAGUCCACGGCCUUCGUGCGCAGCAUGGCCGACCCCCGGCGCAGCCGCUCGGAGCGGCAGCGGCUGUUCAAGGCGGCCGCAGAGAAGCACCAGCAGCUCUAUCGCCUCGCCAUGACCGGCGCGGGCAUCGACCGGCACCUCUUCUGCCUCUACCUCAUGUCGCGAUAUCUCGGGACACAGAGCCCCUUCCUGGCCAAGGUCCUGGCCGAGCCCUGGCGCCUCUCCACCAGCCAGACCCCGCAGCAGCAGCUCCGAAUGUUCGACUUCGACAAAUUCCCCGACCACGUCUCCAGCGGGGGCGGCUUCGGGCCCGUGGCGGAUGAUGGUUAUGGGGUGUCCUACAUCAUCUCCGGGGAGAACCUCAUCACCUUCCACGUUUCCAGCAAAUUCUCCAGCCCCGAGACGGACUCGCAGCGUUUUGGCCGCCACAUCCGCCAGGCCAUGCUGGACAUCGCGGGGCUCUUCGACAAAACCAACCCCCCCAAAGCUGGGGAGUGACCGGGGGGGUCCCCGGGGGUCCCCGGGGGGCUCCUGGGGGUCCCCGGGGGGCUCCGGGGGGUUCCUGGGGGGCUCCUGGGGGCU